Molecule: messenger RNA, 1164 nt
Organism: Fusarium musae
Lineage: Eukaryota; Fungi; Ascomycota; Sordariomycetes; Hypocreales; Nectriaceae
Gene: PDB1
Product: pyruvate dehydrogenase E1, beta subunit
Exons: 2
Coding region: 1-1164 (387 amino acids)
Biological process (GO): pyruvate decarboxylation to acetyl-CoA
Molecular function (GO): pyruvate dehydrogenase (acetyl-transferring) activity
Source: RefSeq, a predicted model, not a curated record
AUGUCUCGCAUUCUCCGACCCGCAGCUCGCCUAGCUGCUUCGACCCGGGCUCUUCGCGCUCCCGCUGUCCCCUCGUUCGCCCAGUCUGUCGCCGCUCGCGCUGCUCUUGCUCGACCUGUUGUCUUUGGUUCCGCCCAGACCCGAUCCUACGCCGAUGCCCAGAGCUCUGGUGUCAAGGAGGUCACUGUCCGAGAUGCGCUCAACGAGGCCCUCGCUGAGGAGCUUGAGCAGAACGAGAAGGUCUUCAUUCUCGGUGAGGAGGUUGCUCAGUACAACGGUGCCUACAAGGUGACCAAGGGUCUUCUCGACCGCUUCGGUGAGAAGCGUGUCAUCGAUACACCCAUUACUGAGUCUGGUUUCUGUGGUCUCGCUGUUGGUGCUGCCCUCAGUGGUCUUCACCCCGUCUGUGAGUUCAUGACCUUCAACUUCGCCAUGCAGGCCAUCGAUCAGAUCAUCAACUCUGCUGCCAAGACCCUAUACAUGUCUGGUGGUAUCCAGCCUUGCAACAUCACCUUCCGUGGUCCCAACGGCUUCGCUGCUGGUGUCGGAGCCCAGCACUCCCAAGACUACUCCGCUUGGUACGGCAGCAUCCCCGGUCUCAAGGUCGUCUCUCCCUGGAACUCCGAGGAUGCCAAGGGUCUCCUGAAGGCCGCCAUCCGCGACCCCAACCCCGUCGUUGUUCUCGAGAACGAGUUGAUGUACGGACAGAGCUUCCCCAUGUCCGAGGCUGCCCAGAAGGACGACUUCGUCAUUCCCUUCGGUAAGGCCAAGAUUGAGCGAUCCGGCAAGGACCUGACCAUUGUCUCCCUCGGCCGCACUGUUGGCCAGUCUCUUGUUGCCGCCGAGAACCUCAAGAAGAAGUACGGUGUCGAGGCUGAGGUUAUCAACCUGCGAUCCGUCAAGCCUCUCGAUGUUGAGACCAUCAUCCAGUCCGUCAAGAAGACCGGCCGUCUCCUGUCCGUUGAGUCUGGCUACCCUGCCUUCGGUGUCGGAUCUGAGAUCCUUGCCUUGACAAUGGAGUACGGCUUUGACUACCUCGAUGCCCCUGCUGCCCGUGUCACCGGUGCUGAGGUCCCUACCCCUUACGCCCAGAAGCUCGAGGAGAUGUCCUUCCCCACCGAGAAGCUGAUCGAGGACUACGCUGCCAAGGUUCUCCGUCUGUAA